Messenger RNA from Homarus americanus (American lobster), 4692 nucleotides. Its product is annotated as fibrinogen beta chain-like. NCBI's taxonomy places the organism in Eukaryota, Metazoa, Arthropoda, Malacostraca, Decapoda, Nephropidae. The transcript has 5 exons. The annotation marks the transcript as partial. The record is from RefSeq and is a predicted model, not a curated record.
CAGGCAGGCAGCAGCAGCAGCUUCAGUAUACGGGUGCAGAGGACAGCGCACGGUGGGAUGCAGCGCUCUUUCUCACACGCCACUUUCCUGCUGGCGUUGGUGGUGGUGCUGGGGUGCUGCCACGCCUCCACCACCCAAAGGUCCACGCCCACGACCCCACCCCUCUCCACCACGCCCACCACCACCCUGCAGGAUGACAACGACACCGUGGAUGGUGUGACCACGGCCGACACGCUGGCUCUCUCUGUCACCUCCAAAGCCACAGCUGGGGACGUCCUGGAGGAGGUGAGCCGCCUCCUGGACAAGCUGAGGGAGGUGGCGUCAUCCAUGCAGGAGGCGAGGGACGAACACGAGCGCCUGGCGCAGGCCGUCGCCCAGAUCACCACGGCCGUGAAGGACAUGGGUGAGAACAACCAACACAUCAAGAAGAAGGUCCGCAAGAUGUCCAAAGGUCUCAAGCGGAACUCCCACAACCGUAAGAUCAAGGACGGCCUCAAGUCUCUCCAGCGGGACCACCAGCGCAUCCUACACGCCAUGAGUCUCAGCGGCAUCAACAUCACUCGCCUCCACAACCACACCCGUAAACACAACCUCACCCACCCUCACCCACCUAACCACAAGAACCAGCACGGCCGCAAUCGCAAGAACCACGAGUCUACCGCCAGCGUCGAGGUCACCACCAAGUCCGUGCUGGCGGCCGAGACCCACGAGGCCGCCAAGAACCUCCACCAGGAGUCCAAGGAGUCGACGGCCGAGGAAGACCCCGAGGCCACCGACAACCUCAUCCCCGAACUGGUGGUGGACCCCCCCAGCGCCACCGACCCCCCGCUGCCCAUCGACUGUACCGAGGUGAUGCAGCGAGGCAACUGGACCAGCGGGAUCUACCUGGUCCAGCCUAAGGGUCUCCAGCCCAUGAAGGUGUGGUGUGACCAGACAACCAAUGGUGGCGGGUGGACGGUGGUGCUGGCCAGGUUGGAACAGGCAUCCCAGGAAGACUUCAACAGGAACUGGGCAGACUACAAGGCUGGCUUUGGCGACCCCACAGCUGAACACUGGCUCGGGUUGGAGGCUAUGCACGUCAUGACCAAGGGCAGGAACCACGAGCUCCGGGUCAACAUCACCGAUUGGAGUGACAGUUCUGCUUGGGCCGAGUGGAAAGAGUUCAGUGUGGCGGGAGAGAGCGAGAAGUACCGACUGAAGGUGAUCCGCUACACCAGCAUGUCUCAGGCCGGAGACGCCCUCAAGUGGCACAACGGCAUGAAGUUCUCCACACCGGACCGUGACAAUGAUGUACUGCUGGGUGGUCACUGUGCUAAGAGGAAUAGUGGAGGCUGGUGGUACCGAGGCUACCGUGGCUGCUACCAAGCUCACCCAACUGGCCGGUACCAGAACAAUCCCGGUGACCCACCCAAAACCUCAGUGGAGUCCCGCAACUUUGAACUAGGACCUGUGCUGGUGUGGCAAAAUUGGCGCGGAGAGAGUUACUAUCCCAAGACCCUGUUCCUCAUGUUCCGGCCGGCACUGAAUUAAGAGGUACCCUUGAAGGACGAUGGUGUACCCACUCCCAGAUUACAGUCACUGCUGAGGGUGUUUUGUCAAGGAUUUUGAACCUGGAUUUCAGAAAGAUUUGUAUUUUGACCAAAGCUGGGAAGGGUUUAAAGAAAGAAAGAAAGCACAGCUGGGUUGGUUCCCUUCCCCAGUAGGACUGUUGUGUUCAAGCAUAAUUGUGAGUUGGUUUUGAUUCGCUGAUUUUUGGCAUCAAUUUCUAUGAUAACUUGGAAUUAUUUUGGAUUGAUAAUUAAUUACUGUCACUUAAUGAGAAACAGUAAACUUCUCAUAGUUUUGAGACUCGGUCUAACCUUCCCUGGACGACAGGAAGCUUGAAUAUGUUGUUUCACAAAGUCGUGGCUGAGUAGUUAAUUACCACUACAUCAGCAAAGAUAUUUUUCAAUGCUUAAUAGGGCAGAGAGUUGGAACUAUAAGUAAUAUACAUAAUAAUAAUUAUUUUUUUCUAGUACACAAGAGAUGGAUAUUUUUAAACAUUUCACAGUUCAACGGUACUGUACUGGCAGUUCACUGUAUCAAAACAAAAGCAUCUUGUGACAUGUUAUCUUAUAUAAAGUUAUAUCUUGGAUGCUUUUCUGUGUUAUGGGACGGAGGUUAUUUGUUUAUGUAAUUCUUCUGCCAAAUAUUGUGCCAAAUACAAAUUUGGGUUUGGUCACCUGCCAAGAUAUUAAUAAGGGAUUUUUUUUCUACUCUUCAAAUGAUCAAAGGUGAAUAUUAAAGAACUGAGCAUGACAAGAGAUGGGGAUAGAGAGGUGUAGCCUUGGUUUCUGCUUUAGAAGAGAAUAUUCAUCAAGAAUAUUCACCUUCCUUUGGAAGAGUUACUCAACAAGCAGAAUCAAACAUAAAUGAAUUUCUCACACAGAAGUGAAAUAAAAAACUUUGGUAAAAGAAAAAGAAAUCCUCUCUAAAUAAGACCUUUACUCUUAACCAUUAAGGCCCACUGUCAUGUCUCUGUACUGCCGUGUAUCUGUUGUGGUAGGAUUAUUGUAGUUCUUAGCUUACCUAGGACCUUCUCAGUAUCCUUGAACACAUCUCACUAGCCUCCCCAGCUCAGAUUACAACAUCCACCUCUCCUUCUCAUUAGUAAACUUACUGAAAGUAUCACUUUUGUCAUUGAAGCUCAGUCAAAUUUAUUUAAAUUUCAUUUUGAGAAGCUCUACAUUUACAAGAAGCACAAGUGAAGAACAUACAGCUUCACAUUCUCAAGUUCCUCCCCACAAGUGGUCAAUAUGUUAACUUAAAUAUUGAGAAACGAGGCACUGACAUUGGCUCUUGUGCAUUGAAAACUAAGUUUUGAGGCUAAUGAUUAGAUUUUUGGCCAGAAUAUCAACUACAAGGCUGUAGGCUUUGUUUUGUCAUCAAGAGCAGAUUUAUCAUAACUAAUAUUCCCUUUAAGUUCAUUGUAGUGUUACUCUCUUCAGUAAGUUUCUUUUUCUACAUUAAUUAUAUCCAAAAAAUAUGAAAGUGUUGAGAUUAGCAGCUCCUGGUUGAGUAGCUGAACUCUAGUAAGCUAAGUUAAGCUUACCUGUACUGUACUGUACUGUACAUGAGAUACAUAUAAAAAUAUCUUAAACGUUUUACCAACAUGUUCACUGUGAUGAUGGACACCAACACACAUGCUGAAAACAAACACCCUUCAUAAUAAUAUCAUGUAUACUGAGGGACAAAGACUUCCUCUUCUGACAGCCAGCCAAAAAAACAACAAAAAAUUUCCUAUCAGUCCUAAAAUUAAGAAAAUCCUGGCCUAUAUAUAAGAAAGUUUCACUAACACUGUAUGUACACCUUGACAAACUUUUCCAUGAGCUGUGAGUUAGUUUUUGGGUAGCUGUGAGAGGAAGACAGACUUACCACUGAGGGAAAGGUUAGCAACUCUUCUCAUUAUCAUUCUAUGUCUCAUCUCUAAACUUUUUUUUUUCUCUCACCGACGAGGAAAUCUGAUGGUCAAGUCCUCAAAAGUUUCAUCAUAUGACAAAUUUUCAAGAAUCUAUGGUCUACCUUGAUAAACAGAAGCACCUGCUAUCUAAUUGGUCUUUUAUUUAUGGUUUGUAAAUGUUGUGUGUCAUUGGUAUUACUGUCUUUGACUAUCUGAAUGUCUCCUACAUAGUAAUCAUGAAAUGGAAGCAAAAUCCUAGCCAUGAGUAAUUAUAAUAGUGUUCAAGUACAAGGUAAUCUGCAGCAGUUAAUGCACUACACACUGAGAUCAUAGGGAGGAUGAGAUUGUAUGUAGGACUAUUUAUCAAAAUAUUCAUUUCUUUAAUCUCAGAACUUUUAACUCACAUGAACAAUUCAGUUAGUGCAUGCAUGACAUAUUAGGAAAUACAUAAUAAUAAUCCUACAGGUAGUUGAUUUAGUCGUUAAUCUUGUGUCUACCUUCUACUUAUUAGAGUACUGUACUGCCAUUGAAUGCGGUUCAUUUUAGUAGUUGAGUUUUCAAAAAAUGUGGAUAAUUUGGCUGUGGACAGAUGCUCCCGUUGGUUACCACUCACUGCCAUCCUUAUGUCUUGUCUUGGAGGAUUUGUUAUUGUGCUAGUUAAAUAUUCACAUACAGUACAGUAUUCCUGUUUAGCAAAAGACCUCCUAUAAAGUAUGUUUUGUUUUCUUGAUAAUACAGUGAUUUGUGACGAUUGAAUCUUCUGUCCACACCAAACUAUCAAUCCACUGUCAAUAAUGGGUUACUCGGUGACACAAAGCACUUGGUUCUACUUUUAAAUAAUUACAUCCAAGUAUAUUUUCAAAUUAAAUUAUAUGUCAUAUGUACCAAACUUGGGUGGACAUUACUAACCCAUUAUUAACAACAGUCACAUUACAUUUACAGUUACUGUAGUUAUUAAAUUCACUACAGUGUAUAGCCACUGCUACAUCUUUUGUCUUAAGAAUCCUUUUCAUAUAGAAAACUAGUAAUAUUUAAUUAAAACAUUAAUGCUCUGUAUUUUCAUAGAUAUGGAACAGUAUUGUCUCCUUGAAAACAUCAAAAAGACUGAAAAUUGGAUCAAACAGCUGUACAAUGCAUCCAUGAAGGGGCAAAAAACAGAAGCCAAACAUGUGUGCCAAAAAUUAAUUCUAAACUGUAUGACUUACUGUAGGCCUUAAAUUGUAGUCCUGUCUUGUGAAUAAACUUUAUACUUA